This is a messenger RNA of Lethenteron reissneri (Far Eastern brook lamprey), 1512 nucleotides long. RefSeq names its product sarcoplasmic reticulum histidine-rich calcium-binding protein-like. Gene Ontology annotation, biological process: cytokine-mediated signaling pathway. The record is from RefSeq and is a predicted model, not a curated record. Gene Ontology annotation, cellular component: plasma membrane. NCBI's taxonomy places the organism in Eukaryota, Metazoa, Chordata, Hyperoartia, Petromyzontiformes, Petromyzontidae. Gene Ontology annotation, molecular function: protein binding; cytokine receptor activity.
CAACGGAAAUCGACUCUAUAAAUUCACUACAAGAAUCGAUUCCUAAUGUUAUCCCAUUAAGAAUCGACGCAAAUGGAGAUAAUCGAACCGGGAAUCGAAUUUCUCUGCACCACGUGACUUGAGAAACGGAAACACGUGGGUCCCAGGUGGGUGUCAUGGCGGUGCGAGAACUCUUCUCGAGACUUGGCCUACUCUUCCUCUCCGUCCUCCACCUCGUCACGUGCACACACGCUGCGACUCCCCCUCUGAAUGUCCGCGUGGAGUCUCGCGACCUGCUGACGCAACUCCGCUGGGACCACGACGCUCAAGUGGACGUCGCCACCAGCAGCAGCUCACAGCUCCUGGACGUUGCCUACAGGGUGGACAGCAAACUCUAUGGACGAGCCCGCUGGCGGACCGUCUGCGCUGCCACCGCAGAGACACGGUGCGAUGUCUCCUCAGCGCUGCGACAUCCCGGCGACCGCUAUCAACUUCGCGUCAGAUCCACCGUCUCAUCACCACCACCAACACCACCAUCAUCCUCACCCUGGGUCGUGGUUGAGGUCUUACCCUUGAAGACAACCGUGCUGAGUGCUCCCACUGUCACCUUGGUGCUGCACAAGAAAUCGACGGAGGAGGAGGAGGACGGUGACGAUGACGAUGAUGAGGAGGAGGAGUGCCGUCAUGAGGAUGAGGGCUACGAAGACGAUGACGACCACAAAGAUGACUACGACGAUGAUGAUGACGGUGACGUCGCUGAUGGUGUGGACCGUGUCAACAACCACCACAGCGAUGACGAUGAUGAUGAUGACGGUGACGUCGCUGAUGAUGACGGUGACGGUGAUGACGGUGACGGUGACGAUGAUGAUGAUGUGGACCGUGUCAACAACCACCACAGCGAUGACGAUGAUGAUGAUGACGGUGACGUCGCUGAUGAUGACGGUGACGAUGAUGACGGUGACGACGACGAUGAUGACGGUGACGGUGACGAUGAUGAUGAUGUGGACCGUGUCAACAACCACCACAGCGAUGACGACGAUGACCACGACGAUGAUGACGAUGAUGACGACGACGAUGAUGAUGAUGAUGAGGAGGAGGGCGGCGGAGUGGUGGGAGCUCUCCGUGGGGAUCUCCAUGAGGAGUGCGUGGAGGAGGAGAAUGGCGCUUGCGACGUGGUGCACCACCAGGAAGCAGAGAUCUCCACGAGGGGGGGUGGCACUACCAGCACGAUGAGGGAUCACUUUGUGGGAUGUCGCUACCACCACGCGGUGCCCCCGUCUGGAGGCGAGGUUGAGUACUGCGUCCGCGUGAGAAUUGUGGCCGACUACCCCCGGUGGAAGACAGGGGAGUGGUCUCCACUGUCCUGUGUCUCCGUCCCUCCACCACACAGCGCCGUGGGGGCAUAGUGCCGGCUGCUGCUGGAGAAGGGUGACUGCUGCUGCUGGGCUGUGCGCGAAUCGUCACGUCAGCGGCCCACGGCGUAGACGAGCGGGGGGCACCUAAAGGGAGAAGUUCACGGAAGGGGGGGCCCCG